AUGUUGGGUAUUACCGAAGUUAUCGAUAAUUUAUAUAUAUCUGGCCUUGAAUCUCGACAAGCGAUAUUAAAUAAAGGUAUUCGUUGUGUUUUUAAUAUAUCAUCAGAAUGUCCAAUACAAGAUCUGGGACCAUCAGUUGAAUAUGAAAAAGUAAGCAUACAAGAUCUACCAACAACAUCGAUACAACCUUAUUUUGAUCGAAUAACUGAUCGUAUACAUCAAAAUAUUCAACAAGGAAAAAAAACUCUUGUUCAUUGUUAUGUUGGUCGAUCAAGAUCGGCAAGUAUUAUUUUGGCUUAUUUAAUGAAAUAUCAACAAAUGUCAUUACGUGAAGCAUUUUAUUAUUUACGUUCUCGUCGACAUAUUAUUGGUCCAAAUUUUGGUUUUAUUAAACAAUUAAUUUCUUAUGAAAGAUCUUUAACCGGUUAUACAACUGUUUCAUUUGUUAAUACAUCAUUUGGUGCCGUGCCAGAUAUAUAUUUAACAACAUCAGCAUCAUCAUCACGCCCACGUCGACCAAUGCCAUCAACAACAACAGUACCAGUUCAAACAACAACUACUAAUAAUACUAUAAGUAGAUCAAGAUCAUCAACAAAACCAGCACUUAGUUUCUCACCAGUACGUUCAACAUUUUCAUAUUCAUCAUCACCAUCAUUAGUAGUACCACCACGUCAAGGUUCAUAUGUCAAUCGUACAGCAACAAGCGCAUUACCAGGUCGAUCCAUAGCUGAGCCGAACAAUUCCAAUAUAUACACUCAUGGUGCUAGUAGCAAUAGUACUAAUUAUCGUCCGGUUACGACGUCGUCUUCCAUAUAUCAAACACCAAGUAGUUAUAAUCAUCUAAAUUCUUCAACAAUACGACAACAACCUGAUUUAUCUCGUAUGUAUUCUGCAUCAAGAAAACCAUUCGAAUUAACUCGUGAAUACUCAAUUCCACCGAAAACAAAUGAUACAUUUCGAACAGUCAAAUAUGUUCCAUCAGCUUAUAAUCGUUAUCAUCUCCCAUAA
Molecule: messenger RNA, 1008 nt
Organism: Adineta steineri
Lineage: Eukaryota; Metazoa; Rotifera; Eurotatoria; Adinetida; Adinetidae
Source: the annotation of a GenBank genome assembly